AUGCUUCCGCCGAGCGGACAAGGCGGCGGAUCUGUAUCAAGUCAAUCUAUCCAAGUUACCAACGCCGUCCCGUUAUCCCCUGCCAGUAGAAGAAUUCCCACGGGUGCCAAGAUGGAAUCUGAUCAGGUGAGCGCGGCGCCUUCAGCGCCCACUACUCCUUCAUAUGCUAGCAGCGUAUCGCCUCCCGAGGCGGGUCAAAGUAAUACUUUACGGGCACUUCCCCUCCCCGUGGACGAGUCUCUUGAAGCACGGAUCGAGCGCCUAGGAAGGCAGAGGCCCGAGGCAUUCGACUCUAUAUGGGCCGAAAUUGGAUUUAUCUUCUCGAUUUCCAUGUCCCAAAUCCUAGCUGAGUACUUUGUGUCUGGAUUCACGGUCGUCAUUCCUACAUUGACCGCAGAUUUACAUAUUUCUGCGGCGUCGUCAAUAUGGCCGGCAGGCGCCUUCUCAUUAACCGUGGCAUCGUCCCUUUUGAUUUUUGGAAGGUUGGCCGACAUGUACGGAGGAUAUCCAGUCUAUGUUGCCGGCCAAGCUUGGCUUACAGCAUGGAGUUUAGUCGCUGGCUUCUCCCGUAAUGAGUUGAUGCUCAACUUCUGUCGUGCUCUUCAGGGAUUAGGACCAGCUGCAUUUUUACCAUCUAGUAUCAUGAUCCUCGGUAGCACAUACCGACCUGGCCCAAGGAAGAACCUCGUAUUCAGCAUUUAUGGAGCCUGUGCCCCGUUCGGCUUCUAUGUCGGGAUCUUUUUCGCUGGACUCACUGCCGAGUACACAACCUGGGGUUGGUAUUUCUGGAUCGGAGCAAUCUUGGCUGCCAUUACUGCCCUGACAUCAUAUCUUACUAUCCCGAGAGACAUGCAGGAGAAACGCAAGAGCGCUCACAGACCGAAGAUGGACUGGGUGGGCGCAAUACUCAUGUUUUCUGGGCUGAUAUUGUUUACAUUCGCCAUCGUCGAUUCAUCCCACGCGCCUCAGGGAUGGAAAACUUCCUUCUAUGCCGGCGCUCAUCGUAGUUCUUUUUUUCACGGCUCCCUGGGGAUAUUCAUGCUCUACGCUACCUUCUACAUGGAAGGUAUUAUGGGGAUCUCACCAUUACGUCUUGUUGCGUGGUACACUCCCAUGGCACUUGGUGGUUGCAUUAUAUCUACAUUCGGCGGCUUCAUCUCGCAUCUGGUUCCGGGAACCGUCCUUAUUACUAUUGCUGGCACAUCAUGGAUCAUCGCGCCGUUGCUCUUCGCCAUUGCACCGCAAAAUGCAACAUAUUGGGAAUACAUUUUCCCCUCUAUGAUAUGCGCAACCAUGGGAAUCGACAUUACAUUCAACAUCACCAACGUCUUCAUCACCACAUCCCUCCCACAGCAGCAGCAGGGUCUUGCGGGGGGGCUAAUCAUGCUGUUGUUUCACCUUGGAAUUGCGGUCUGCCUUGGGUUCGCAGAUAUCGUGAACACAUAUACGAUAGCUAGACUUGGAUCUCGGAAAAGCUACCAAGCAGUGUUCUGGCUCGAGGUGGCUUGUGCGGCGGUUGCACUUAUCAUCUUGAUAUUCUUUGUAAAGAUCACAAAGGCAAAGAGCGAUUUAACCAUUGAAGAAAGAGAAGAAUUGGAGGCAUUGGAGGCAUUGGAGGCCAGAGAACCAAAGAGCGGGAAUAAUAUAAAUCCAGGCGAGGGCAUCAAGGAGGGGAACACCGCCUAUUUAACGUAG
This is a messenger RNA of Venustampulla echinocandica, 1695 nucleotides long. RefSeq lists its product as uncharacterized. Bases 1 to 1695 code for a protein of 564 amino acids. Gene Ontology annotation, biological process: transmembrane transport. Gene Ontology annotation, molecular function: transmembrane transporter activity. The transcript has 3 exons. The record is from RefSeq and is a predicted model, not a curated record. NCBI's taxonomy places the organism in Eukaryota, Fungi, Ascomycota, Leotiomycetes, Helotiales, Pleuroascaceae. Gene Ontology annotation, cellular component: membrane.